AUGAAUGGAAUGAUUGACCAACUCAUUGGACAGUGUUUCGAAUGUCAGGUCGUCACAAAACGGCAUACAGAAGAACCCAUCAAACCGACUGUAAUCCCAAAGAAGCUGUGGGAAGAAAUCGCCAUCGACUUUGCUUCACCAUACCUCGAUGGCCAUUACAACCUAGUAGCAGUCGACAAGCGAACUCGCUACCCGGAAGUUAAGGUCACACCGUCAACAUCAUUUCCACCAACACAAGUGAGAUUAAAACGAAUGUUUGCCAACCACAGUGUCCCAGAAUGCGUGGAUUCCGACAAUGGCCCUCCUUUCAACAAUUUGCUAGAAAGGAAGGGUUUACCCACCAUCGCAUCACACUUCAGCACCCAAGGGCCAACGGGGAGGCAGAAAGAUUCAUGCAGACCCUCAACAAGACAGAACAUAUCGCCCAUUUACAAGGAAGGAACAAAUCAGAAAGAGAACUCUCACUACAAAACAUGCUAA
Messenger RNA from Dendronephthya gigantea, 480 nucleotides. RefSeq lists its product as uncharacterized. Lineage: Eukaryota; Metazoa; Cnidaria; Anthozoa; Malacalcyonacea; Nephtheidae. The record is from RefSeq and is a predicted model, not a curated record. The coding region runs from base 1 to 480 and encodes 159 amino acids. The transcript has a single exon. Gene Ontology annotation, molecular function: nucleic acid binding.